Messenger RNA from Zychaea mexicana, 1755 nucleotides. Its product is annotated as kinase-like domain-containing protein. The transcript has 8 exons. NCBI's taxonomy places the organism in Eukaryota, Fungi, Mucoromycota, Mucoromycetes, Mucorales, Lichtheimiaceae. Gene Ontology annotation, molecular function: ATP binding; protein serine/threonine kinase activity. Gene Ontology annotation, biological process: intracellular signal transduction; protein phosphorylation; regulation of MAPK cascade. Gene Ontology annotation, cellular component: cytoplasm. The record is from RefSeq and is a predicted model, not a curated record. The annotation marks the transcript as partial.
AUGACCGAAAUCAUUAAAGAUGGUUACUUGUCUGUCAAAGAAGAAGGUUUGCGCGCAUGGAUAUGGUCCAAGCGGUUCUGUGUUUUAAGAGAUCAAGCCCUUACCUUUCACAGAAACGAGCAAUCAGGUCAAUGCGUUGCCCUGAUUUUUCUGAAAGAGAUCACAUCCGUUACGCGCACCGACCUGAAACCAUACUGCUUUGAAAUUGCAGUCAAAGACAAGACGUACUAUAUCGCCUGCAAAAGCGACGAUGAACUCUAUUCCUGGAUGGACGAUAUAUACAAUGCAAGUUUCUUUUUCUUUCUUUCACCAUCACCUUUAGGUGCUUCAGGACCUACCAACUUUGUUCAUCAAAUGCACGUCGGUUUCGAUCCCAAUACAGGUGCCUUUACUGGUAUGCCGGAUCAAUGGACGAAACUGUUGAAAGGAUCAGCCAUCACGGCCGAAGAUGCUGCAAAGAACCCUCAAGCUGUCUUGGACGUACUUGAAUUUUAUACCGAACAAACCAAACGCGAGGCAGAAGAAUAUGGCGCCUCACAUCUCCAGGGCGCCGUUGAGCGUAUGAGUGACGACCGAUGGGCAGCACUGCUACAAGAGUCCAAGAGAGCUGCUCCACCGGCAGGAGCAGCAGGACCAGGAGCCAAUGGCGGCCGUGUACCGCCACCACGUCCACCACCACCGCCUCCCAUGGCAGGAGGUUUACCUGAUGUCGAUGUCAAUGAGAUGAUGGAUGAACUGUCCAUUCGCCAACCGGUAACCUCCAAAUCUUAUCGACAGCAACAGCAGCAGCAGCAGCAGCAGCAGCAAUACGAUUAUGAACGUGAGAAACAGCAACAGCGAUUAGAGCGUGAGCGAUUACAAUUGCAGCAACAACAACAACUGCAACAACAACAACAGCAACAGCAACAGCAGCAGCGCGAGCGCGAACGUGAACGGGAACGGGAACAGAUCCGGGACCGAGAACGAGAAAAGGCAGCAGCCCAAGUGUCAGGGGCAACGCAGCAGCAGCAGCAGCAGCAGCAGCAAAAGAAAAAGGUUGAACAGCGCAUCUCGACAAUGACGGAGGCACAGAUCAUGGAGAAGCUGCGGUCGGUUGUGACACGCGGCGAUCCAAACUCCUCGUACAAGAAAUUGAAGCGCGUUGGCCAAGGCGCAUCGGGAUCGGUCUAUGUUGCGAUUUCGCAUGCGACAAACACCAAAGUUGCUAUCAAGCAGAUGGAUCUUGCCAACCAGCCGCGCAAGGAGCUUAUUGUCAACGAGAUCCUGGUCAUGAAAGAGUCGCAGCACCGCAACAUUGUCAACUACCUUGACUCGUUCUUGGUCGGCUCCAAGGAUCUCUGGGUGAUCAUGGAAUACAUGGAGGGCGGUGCUUUGACAGAUGUGAUUGACAAUAACACAAUGACGGAGCAGCAAAUUGCCACUGUUUGCCUCGAGACGUCAGCUGGCCUGCAUCAUCUCCACACGCAAAACAUUAUCCACAGAGACAUCAAAUCGGACAAUAUCCUCCUCAACUUCCAAGGCAAAGUCAAAAUCAGUGAUUUUGGGUUCUGUGCUAAACUGACGGAAUCCAAGAACAAACGUGCGACGAUGGUUGGCACGCCCUACUGGAUGGCCCCUGAGGUGGUCAAGCAGAAAGAGUAUGGUGCCAAGGUGGACAUCUGGUCACUGGGCAUCAUGGCCAUUGAGAUGAUCGAGAAUGAGCCUCCAUACCUGGACGAAGAACCGCUCAAGGCUCUGUAUCUGAUUGCUACCAAU